This is a messenger RNA of Bathycoccus prasinos, 1833 nucleotides long. RefSeq lists its product as hypothetical. Bases 1 to 1833 code for a protein of 610 amino acids. The transcript has a single exon. Lineage: Eukaryota; Viridiplantae; Chlorophyta; Mamiellophyceae; Mamiellales; Bathycoccaceae. The record is from RefSeq and is a predicted model, not a curated record.
AUGUACCGACCAGAGCACUCGCCGGAGAAGAGAUCUUCGUCGUUCUUGCGGUUGCACACCGUUGGGGACGAACGGGUGCUUUCCGAGACGAAUUUUGCAACCACGCGAGAACGUGAACAACAACGCUUUAAUUCUUCUUUCGAAACUCGCGAUGAAGGAAAAGAAAAAGAAGAACGCGCAGAGAGCGCGACGAGGAGAGCAGAAGCGUCUUCUUCGAACGCUAUUCUCGAGCGAUUCUUGAAGAAACUGGAGAGAGAUUUACAACGAGAGGAAAAGAAGAACGGUGUAUCAGGUGCCCAGUUCUUCGGUACGGAGCAACACCCUCAAAAUCGUCUUCAAAAUCAGAAAGAGACAACGGACGACGCGUUCCAUUUGUUGCGAAAAACUUUGGAGGAAUCCAAAUCGUCUCUCGAGAACGAGAGAAUAGCGUACGCGUCAAAUGUGUUGGAACUGGAAAGGGCGAAACGAGACGUAAUUUCCCGGACGAAGGAAGCGAUGGAGGAGGCGAAACGAACGAGAGAGAUGGAAGAUCGAGAAAACAAGACGAAAGAGAGAGGGAUGCGCGAGGAAAUAGAUCGGUUGAAACGAACGGUGAGAGAUUUUGAGAGGAAGAAAGAAAACGAAAUAGAGGUAGUGGAGAGGCGAUGCGUGGACGCGGUGAACCGAGCGAAAGAGAAAGAGCUGAAGAUUGAAGAAGCGUGCAAGGAGAAGAUGCGACGGAUGAGCGAGGAGAAAAUCAGGGACUUGGAAACGAUGCAGAUGAAACAUAACAUGGAAAUGGAACACGUGCGAUCGAAGCUUGGCGAAAAGAGCGAGGAUGAAUCGGAGAUUAGGAAAAAAAUGCGAGAGAUGGAAAGCGAAUUGGAGAAAGCGAGACGAGACGCGAGAAGAGCGAAAGAGGAGAAGGAAAGGUUGAGAGAACAAGCCGGAGUGGCGAGAAAAAAAUUAGAAGAGUUGAUGGAAACGAUGAAAACGAGAGAUACAUCCCGAGAUGCAGAAAUUGAGCUGAUUCGAGAGGAAAGCGGAAGACGCGAAGAAGAGUUUAUGGAAACGGUGAAAAUGAACGAAUUGAAACGAGAUCGAGAAGUUGCGGAACUUUUGGAGCGAAGCGAAAGAGAUGCAAAGAUGAUCGCUCGGUUGGAAAAACGGGCACAAACUGCGGAGACGGCGUCUAUUGCGGUGAAAUUUUUGUGCGAAGAAGCGCAGAAAUCCAUAGAAGAUAGCGAAAUUGCUGCGGCGUACGCCGAGAGAAGAGCCGCGCGGCUCGCGAGUGGAUUCGGCUCCUCCUCUUCCUCCUCGGACGUAUCAUCCUCAGAUGAUGACGAUGAUGAUAAUGAAUACAACAAUAAAGAGGAGAAGGAGAAAAGUAAAGUGAAGUUUAGAAAGCGAGCCGAUGCGGCCAAUCUUCGAUUGGAGCGCUCGUUGCGAGAUGCGAGAGCGACGUUGCGCGAGUGCAUCGAACGCAAGAAAACCAUGCUGUUAGAAACCGAGUACGACGAUGUCAACGACGAAAACGAUGCAGCGUCAUACGAGGAAAAAAGGCGGGAAGUAUUUGCAUUCAACGUUGUGAAGGACGUCGCUGACAUUCGCGUUUCUUUUCUCACGCGCGCGAUUGCGAGCGUGCGAUUGUCGCGCCGAUGCGGCGCGCUCGAAGGUUUGAUCGCUGGUCGAGCCGAUCGAACCGUCGACGAGGACGAAGAAGAAUAUGGAAAAAAUAUUCGCAAAGAUGAUGACGAAGAUAACUAUCGCUCCAUGAACAAUACCAUAAACACGAUUGAGGAGGAGGAGGAUGAAGAUGAUGACGAUGACGAUUUAGAUUACGUCAGCUGGUAG